AGCGGAAGUUCCGCAACGAGUAGUAGAAGGCGCAAGUCAGCCGUUAGGGUCUUGGUCUCGCCGUGUGGUAUCAAUCACCUUCAGCUACCACGAGUUACGAUGAAGCUCCUCAUGAAGUUGCUCCCUAUCCUCGUCUUUCUCUUCAUCCCUGUGUCUCUCUCAGCAGCCCCUAGCCCGCUCGACGGAUUGACAGGAAAUGAGUCCCUCGAGUCGCUUUCCUGGUUCGAGAGGUAUCACGACUACCGGGCCCACGUGGACUACCUUCGCCGCCUGUCCGAGGAGCACCGGUCGCGCGCGAGGAUAUUCACCGCGGGCAAGUCGUUUAAGAAGCGGAACAUCUGGGGCAUUCACCUCUUCGGCAAAUCUGGCCCGCGAAAGAAGCCCGCCGUCGUCUUCUUCGGGACCGCGCACGCCCGGGAGUGGAUCACCACCAUGGUCACCGAGUACAUCGCGAGCCGCCUCCUCACGUCCUACGGCGUCAGCAAGGACGUCCGGUACGCGCUCGACAGUUUCGACUUCUACAUCUUCCCGGUCGUCAACCCGGACGGCUUCGUGCACAGCCAGACCACCCACCGCAUGUGGCGCAAGAACCGCCAGAGGCAGGACGGCACGUCCUGCGUCGGCCGUGACCUCAACCGCAACUGGGAUGUCCACUGGGACGACGGAGCCGGCGGCGGCGCGUCCGCUUGGCCCUGCCACCCCACGUACCGGGGGCACCGGGCGUUCGAUGCGCCCGAGACCAUGGCGCUGGCCACGGCGCUGCAGGCGAUCAAGCAGCGGCAGGGGCUGCGGUUGUUCAUCGACUGGCACUCGUUCGGGCAGCUCGUGAUGCACCCUUACGGGUACUCGUGCGACAAGAAGCUGCCGCGCUUCUCGGCGGCGGCGUGGCUGGCAGGCGAGCUGGCCGAGGCGAUGAGCAAGGUCCACGGCGCCGAGUACAAGGCGGGCGCGGCGUGCGAGCUGCUCUACGCCACCACGGGGGACAGCGUGGACUACGCGUUCGAGGUGCUCGGCGCCGACUACGCCUACACGAUCGAGCUGCGGCCCGGGCCGCGAGCGAGGGGCGGGUUCAGGCUGCCCGAGGACCAGAUCCUGGCGACGGCCGAGGAGGCGUGGGCUGGGGUCCGGCACGCGCUGCAGUUCAUCCAUCGCUACUAGCAUCGCCAGGUAGUAUCAGGAACAGUGUAUUACAUGCAUGUCUCAGCGCAGCGGACGAGCCGC
This is a messenger RNA of Thermothielavioides terrestris NRRL 8126, 1221 nucleotides long. RefSeq lists its product as uncharacterized. The coding region runs from base 100 to 1158 and encodes 352 amino acids. Lineage: Eukaryota; Fungi; Ascomycota; Sordariomycetes; Sordariales; Chaetomiaceae. The record is from RefSeq and is a predicted model, not a curated record. Gene Ontology annotation, molecular function: metallocarboxypeptidase activity; zinc ion binding. The transcript has 4 exons. Gene Ontology annotation, biological process: proteolysis.